UCUUGUGGCUUUUGGAAUUCACGAAACUGUACCGGUAGUAUAGUUUCUAUUCACAAGUUUUUUUCAUUCACAAUUAAUCGAACGUGAAUUACAACGCGUAAAGUUUGAUAUUUACUUAUGUCAAAUGAACAUUGAGCGAUGAUAAUUGCACAGCGUAAAUUUUAAACAGAACAAUACGUAAUAUACAUACUCAAUUGUACAUACGAAAUCUAUUUAUGUACGACAUGAUUGAACAUAAUAUAGCAUGGUGCCCUUGCUGUUUGAUACCAGGAUUCAUGAAAUUUCACCAUCGAAGCUAAUCUUUACUUAAAAAUAUAUCAAGCAAGAUUAUUUUUACACUUUAUAGUACAACAAUUAUACUCAGCCACCUCGAAAGCUUCUGACAUGUGAUCAAAUAAGCCUGUUGCAUUGAGGUUAUGUGUACUCUGUACAUCUUGAACGGUAGAUAUUAAUUUUGAUCGUCAAUGACAGUAAGCUGAAUCUAAUAACGCAAUAAAAUGAGUAAUAAUCUCGAUGAUAUUGACUUGGAUGAUCCAAGAUUCCGCAUCAGACCAUAUCAACAAAUGGUGGCUUCGUGUACUGGAGCAUUAAUCACAUCACUAUUUGUAACACCGCUGGAUGUUGUAAAAAUUCGACUACAGACGCAACAAAAAGCAAUGCUCUCUAACAAAUGCUUUUUGUACUGUAACGGACUCAUGGACCAUCUCUGCCCUUGUCUAGAUGAAAAAAGUCCACCUUGGAUGCGCGCUAAUGGAAAAUUUAAUGGCACGCUGGACGCGCUAACUAAAAUUAGUAGAACCGAAGGUGUAUUAUCACUAUGGAGUGGGUUGAGCCCGACUCUCAUCCUGGCAAUACCAGCAACUAUAGUAUAUUUUGUAUCUUAUGAACAACUGAGGCUAUUUUUCAAGGAUACCUAUAACAGUAGGAUUAAUAGUGGAACUAAUCAUUCGGUGCAACCGUUCUGGAUUCCAAUGUUAGCUGGUGGCACAGCGCGAAUUUGGGCUGCAUCUUUAGUAAGCCCAUUAGAGCUUAUUAGAACAAAGAUGCAAUCGCAAAAACUGAGUUAUAUCGAAAUCGGACAAGCUUUAAAGACCGUUGUUAAAUACAGUGGAUUUUCUGGUUUGUGGAUGGGUCUUGGGUCUACAUUGUUGCGCGAUGUACCGUUCAGUGCUAUUUAUUGGUUAAACUAUGAAACUAUAAAACAACAGUUUCGAGGAACUCAACAAACAUUUACAUUUAAUUUAGCAGCUGGAGCUGUAGCUGGUUCUAUAGCGGCCUUAGUGACUAUUCCAUUUGAUGUUGUUAAAACGCAUAGGCAGAUAGAGAUGGGUGAGAAAGAAAUUUAUUCAGAAAAACCCGGCCGUAGCAGUGACACUCUGUCAAUAAUAAGACGAAUCUAUGCCCAAAAUGGAAUCAGAGGAUUGUUCACAGGACUAACACCUCGGCUGGUAAAAGUUGCCCCAGCUUGCGCUAUUAUGAUAGCAACCUUUGAACAUGGCAAGCGAUUUUUCCUAGCAUACAAUGCAAAGCAAAUACUUCAACUUGAGAAUGACAUACAGUAUUUCAAAGAUAAGUACUAAAAUAUGUCAGAAAAGUAUUAGAUCAUCUAUUUACAUUUACAAUAUUUUAUAUCUCAAUGUAAUAAAAAGAUGCUCUAUCUGC
Molecule: messenger RNA, 1662 nt
Organism: Neodiprion fabricii
Lineage: Eukaryota; Metazoa; Arthropoda; Insecta; Hymenoptera; Diprionidae
Product: solute carrier family 25 member 40-like
Exons: 7
Coding region: 498-1580 (360 amino acids)
Biological process (GO): mitochondrial transmembrane transport
Source: RefSeq, a predicted model, not a curated record